Pelmatolapia mariae (spotted tilapia) is the source of this 1015-nucleotide messenger RNA. It is a transcript of the gene hsd17b3, whose product is annotated as hydroxysteroid (17-beta) dehydrogenase 3. The record is from RefSeq and is a predicted model, not a curated record. Gene Ontology annotation, molecular function: testosterone dehydrogenase (NADP+) activity. Gene Ontology annotation, cellular component: endoplasmic reticulum. Lineage: Eukaryota; Metazoa; Chordata; Actinopteri; Cichliformes; Cichlidae. The coding region runs from base 1 to 936 and encodes 311 amino acids. The transcript has 11 exons.
AUGGAUUUCAUGGAACUCUUUUUCAUUUCUCUUGGUACUGGAGUUGUGGUGUACUAUGGAGUGAGGCUACUGCUUUUCAGUAGGAUGCUUUUUCCAAAACUGUGGUUUCCACUGCCAGAAACUUUCUUCACCUCAAUGGGAGAGUGGGCAGUGGUGACUGGUUCUUCAGAAGGAAUAGGAAGAGCAUAUGCAUUUGCACUAGCUCAGCGGGGAAUGAACAUUGUAGUCAUGAGCAGAACCAAAGCAAAACUGGAUCAAGUGGCUAAAGAAAUAGGAGAAGCCACGGGGCAGAGGGUGAAAGUGAUAACAACAGAUUUUACCAAAGAAAAUAUCGUUAGUGAAAUUGAAGAGCAACUGAAGGACCUCAACAUAGGAGUUUUAGUCAACAAUGUAGGAAUGCUUCCUUGCUUCAUUCCCUGCAGAUUCCUUGAGUAUGAUGAGCUGGACAAGACAAUUACCAAAGUGAUAAACUGCAAUGUGAAGACGAUGGCCAAGAUGUGCAAAAUUAUUCUCCCAGGCAUGGCGAACAGAGGGAAAGGGAUGAUAUUGAAUGUUUCUUCUGGAAUUGCUUCUAUCCCAUUUCCCCUGUACACCCUGUACGCUGCAUCAAAGGUGUUUGUGGAAAGAUUUUCUCAAGCUCUACAAGCUGAAUACAAAGAUAAGGGGAUUAUUAUCCAGUCAGUGGCUCCAUUUGGGGUAUCCACUCGAAUGGCUGGGUUCCAAAAAACUAACAUGGUGACUUUUUCACCAGAAGACUUUGUAAAAUAUUCACUGCAGUACGUCAGCACUGGAGACAAAACAAAUGGAAGCAUCUGUCAUACAGUUCUGAGCUGGUUGCUGCAGACUAUUCCACUUAAGAUUCUCUAUGCAGAACCUAUGAUGCAAGGCUUACAAGACUACGCCAAGCAAAAACUAAUGCAGGCUGGAUUGGUCUAAAUCAAAAUCAACGCCAGAAAUAAACAUGAAGAAGUUUGUAUGAAAUAUUUCUAGCCAUAAAGAAAUGUAUUAUGUAUUU